UUUUCACCAAUUAAAUAUAUUUUUUUCCUGAAAAUUUCAGCUCAACAGACCAAAAGGAAUGAUCAACAGUGAACUAGCAACGAAGAGGAACAGUGACAAAAGAAAAAGGCGUUUCCGUGAUUCAAGACGGUCAAGCAUGGAAACGUUGGAACUAUUUCUCCGAGAUAAGGCGCCCCUGGUUAUUACCGUCUUCCUGACGGUUGUUUGCCUGCUGUUAGUCUAUGUAUUACUCCGCGCGCUGACAGGCGAACCAACACAGGAAGAGAAACGUACGGCGAUGAUGCACGAUUCUGUUGUGGUGCCUGGGUAUCUCCCCGACAUGGCAGAGGUUGUUGUCUGGGGUCAGGGUGGGGCGGGAGUGUUCAUCGACCCCACUAAACUCAACGCUAAAAAUCAAGAGGAAUAUACACUUGGGUACAAGGAGUUCGCAUUCAACCAGUUUGUCAGUGAUCGAAUCUCAAUCAGACGGACACUGCCGGACGUGCGGCACCGGAAGUGCACGCAGUACUCACCCGACUCCCUCCCUCUGCUAGUGGCGUCCGUUAUUAUCGUGUUCCAUAACGAACCGUGGACCACUCUAAUGCGGACAGUGUACAGCGUCAUAGACAGGUCACCGCCCAGCUUGCUGAAAGAAAUUAUCCUGUUAGACAACGGCUCUACACGGUCCAGUCUAAAGUUUCCUAUUCUAGAGCGGUACCUGCAGCCUCUGGGAAAGGUGAGGGUAAUCCGUCUCCAGGAUCGGCUGGGAUUAGCGCAGGGAUUAACUCUGGGGGUGAGGGAGAUGAGCGGGGACGUGGCGGUGUUUUUGCCCCCACACUGUGAGGCGACGGAGGGCUGGCUGCCGCCCCUCCUGGGGCUGGUCGCACAGAACACCACGCGCGUCGCCGUGCCUGUCAUUGACGUCAUCAGACACGACACGUUUGAGUAUCUGAAGCCUGACGAGAACGUCCAGACGGUCAGGUCGUUCACCUGGGAUCUCAUGGCCAAGACUCGCCAGUUUCAGAACGAAACAGAGUCGCCCACUUCUUCCUUCCCCUGCCCAGCUGUGAUAGAUGGCAUUUUUGCUAUUGCAAAAGAUUUCCUGCUUUCAAUGGGUGGAUUUAAUGAACAUUUUUAUGGGAGUGAUGUGAUGUUUUUAGAUCUUUCUUUCAAAACCUGGCUGUGUGCUGGCAGCAUUCAUGUGGUGCCUUGUUCCCAUGUAGGCCAUGUCUACCCUCGCCUGGAAUCUCAGGUGUAUCAGUUCACAGAUGAGACUUUGAUCAAGGAGCGUUUGUUGCUAGCCCGCCUCUGGAUGGAGGAGUACAGUAUUUUUGUAGAGGAACACAUGGCAGCAUACCAGUAUGUUUCAAGGAGUUGGGACAGUCGCCAUAAAACUACAGCCAGGAACAGCUGUCACAGUUUUGGCUGGUUUCUUCAAAAUGUGGAGCCCACUCUUCUUCCUAAUGGAACAAUUAGCAGGAGGGGCAAGCUGACCCAGAUAGUUCCAGAUGAGACAGUGUUGACGGUCAACUCCAGAGGUGGCAGUAUUGUUGUAGAGGACUGGUACAAGCGGCCUACGUCCAUCUGGUACCUGAUGACCUCUGGUCAGCUAGUGACCAACACCUCCAUGUGUUUGGCCGCCAGAGAAAAACUGACUUACAAGCCCAAGACACAUGUGACUGAUAACUCAAAGCCACUUCUCGUAGGCUCAACGUACAAAUUUCUGCGUAAAAAAAGUCAUCUGAACACUAACCCCGUAAAUUAUGUCGACAAGAAGAGUGAACGUGUUAUUAACCCCUUGAUUACUAACAGUGAGGAAUAUAAUUUUAACCCUGUAGAGCCUGAAUCAAGCAGAAAACAGACUGGCAACAGACAAACUCUAAAUCCCUUGUUGUUUAGAGGCAAGGGUUCUGAACAAGGGGCCAAGUCCAGUGGUUUUAACCAGAAUACAUUACAAGAUGGAGAGAGUUUGCACAAGUUUAGUAUAGGGAGAAACAUCCUUCAGUACAAGGCACCAACUUCAGAAACAUUGGAGCGGACAAAAAGGCAGCUGUCACGUGAAAAUCUGGCCAGGUUGGAGGUGCCACAGCUUUUGUUGGAUGACAGUGCACCUGGUAUAGCACCUGUCACUUUACCUUUCAAUGCACCUGUAAAUGCACCUGUCGAUGCACCUGCGAAUGUACCUGUCUAUACACCUGCAAAUGCACCUGUCAAUACUCUAGUUGAUGCACCUGCAAAUGCACCUGUCAAUACUCUAGCUGAUGCACCUGCAAAUGCACCUGCAAAUGCACCUGUCAAUGCAGCUGCACCCUUAAGGAUAUUUCAUGUGCCACACAGUGAUGUGGACGCUGUGUCUGAUGUCCACUUUCUGCCAUGCCAGUCGGUGUCCAGCGCCAAGGAUUCCUGGAGUUUCAUUCAAGACGGGUUCCUGCGCCAUGACCCAACAGGCCUGUGCCUCACUGCGUACAGGAGCUUUACGGGAACCCGGGUCCUGAAACUCCUGGGCUGUGUAGACGACCACAUCAGCCAGGUUUGGCAGUUCGUUUAAACUUUCCACAUCCAAUGUGGCAACUCACAGCUUUAAAAAAUAUCUGGACACUUUCCUAGAUCUCAUAGGAUGUAGGCUGAAUUAUCCACAGCCACUGGAUCUCAUCCAUUUUUGCUAGUAGCAAUGGCCUAUAUUUCACUAUCAAAGCAUGGCCUAUACUGGACCAUCAUGGUGUGACCCAUACUUGACCAUCAAGAUGUGACCCAUACUGGACCAUUAAGAUGUGACGCAUGCUUGACCAUUAAGAUUACUGUGAUGAAAUCCUCCUGGGUGCCACACCCAGCCAAACUAGCCCAGCAACCCAAUUAUGGUAUAGGCCUGUCUGUGAUCAGUUGUUAGCACAAGUCAAACUACCCCGUUACACUAACUACCACGCUUCUGUUACAUAUUACAAUACGAUGUAAGUUACUGCGGUAUGCCCGGUGUUGUUGUUUACAGCACCAGUUGUUAGUGACUACAUAUCAUGAUUAUAUUUUAUUGCUUCCAAGUCAAGUGCUAACCAAUGCACCAACAUUUAAGGUAAAGGUGCUACUAAUAUCAUUGUUUUCCAUUUGACCAAUACAUUUACAACCCAGUUUGUCUUUCAUUCCAGUUACUAGCCAAUAGCAUUCUUAGUAUGUGCAUGAACUUCCUUGUUUGAAUCAUUUAUUUUAGCCUUAUACAUUAUAUAUAUAUAUAUAUAUAUAUAUAUAUAUAUAUAUAUAUAUAUAUAUAUAAAAUGUGU
Physella acuta is the source of this 3251-nucleotide messenger RNA. Its product is annotated as putative N-acetylgalactosaminyltransferase 6. Lineage: Eukaryota; Metazoa; Mollusca; Gastropoda; Physidae. The record is from RefSeq and is a predicted model, not a curated record. Gene Ontology annotation, cellular component: Golgi apparatus. Gene Ontology annotation, biological process: protein O-linked glycosylation. Gene Ontology annotation, molecular function: polypeptide N-acetylgalactosaminyltransferase activity.